This is a messenger RNA of Rotaria sordida, 1243 nucleotides long. NCBI's taxonomy places the organism in Eukaryota, Metazoa, Rotifera, Eurotatoria, Philodinida, Philodinidae. The record is from the annotation of a GenBank genome assembly.
UUUUUUUUUCGCAUUUUAUAGUCAAGAACGUACAAAUACUAUUCAAUAUGUUCUCUAUCAACGUGAACAAAUCGAACAAUUAAUUGAUGAAAAACAAUUGUUAAAUCAGCAAAUUGAAUCACUUAAUAAAACAAAUCAAUCUGAACAAGAAAAUUCCAAACAUAUAAAAGAAAAAUAUACCGAAUUCGAAAUAAAAUAUAAUGAUUUAUUUAAAAAAUACACGCAAACAAAUCAUGAUAAUGAUACAUUACGUUCACGUUUAAAAAAUCUUCAACAAAAAUUUGAUUGUUUAAAUACAGAAUAUAAUACAAUAAUUGAACAAAAUCGUCAAUAUGAACAAAAUCAAUUUAAUGAUAAAACUCAUUAUAAUGAUGAAAUUAAACGUUUAAAACAUAAUUAUGAACAAGAAAAAAAUCAAAAAAAUCAAAAAGAUAAAAUUAUUGAACAAUUAAAUGACAAAAUUCUUUCCGAACAAAAUCAUAAUGAAAAAACUCAACAAGAAUUAAUACAAUUAAAACAAGAUUUAAAAACUAUACAUUCAAAAUAUGAUUUAUUACAAGUUGAAUUACUUCAAUUACGUGAAACAAAAACGAAUGAACCAAUUAUUAUUGCUGAAUCAUCAUCGUCAUCAUCACAUCCAAUAACAACAACAACAACAACAACGCGUUUAUUACGAUCGAAAAGAAGUGCUCAUGAAGAGGAUACACAAGAUAACAAGAAAGCUAAACAUGGAACACCUGAUCGAUCUGCAGGCAAUAGUGGUCUUACUAAUAAACCGAGUACUAGAAAAGUACCAUCAAAGGCUCAUACCGAAGAUGAACGAAAACCAACACCACCUAUUCUUGUUAAAGAUGCUAAAACAAAGAGUGCUUCAAUAUUAAAAAAACGACCAUUAGCAACAUCAAAUAGUGCUGAUUCUCCGAUAGUAACAGCUCAAUUAGCUACUCAACCAACAUCAUCACCUAUUAAUCUUCAACCACCUCCAUCAAUUCAAAAUACAAUGAGUCCAAAACCAUCUGCUAUUCAACGUAUUCAAUCAUUCUUUCGACAUACGCCGCCGUCAGCAUCCAAUCGUAUAAUUAAUCAUUUAAAAACAAAUUCAGCAGGCAUGGCAUGUGCUCCAUCAUCAUCACUCGUACCAGCUAGUCCUAUUGCUGUUCUACAAAAAUCUUCAUUAGCUAUGAGAAAACAAACACCUAAACGACGAUAUAAACUACGUAAUCGUGUUAAUUCAAAUCAAUAA